Tetrahymena thermophila SB210 is the source of this 306-nucleotide messenger RNA. RefSeq lists its product as hypothetical. The transcript is spliced from 2 exons. Lineage: Eukaryota; Ciliophora; Oligohymenophorea; Hymenostomatida; Tetrahymenidae. The record is from RefSeq and is a predicted model, not a curated record.
AUGUAAAAUUCAGUUAUAGCUUCAAAUUAAGCAUAAAUUGGAGGAGGAUUAUAGUUUAUGCCAGAUUUUUCAAUUGAUCUAAAACUCUUCUCAAAAAAGAAAGAGGAACAUAGAACUGAAGUAAGAAAAAAUGUGCUUUAAGAUGAUUUUUCUAUGAAGAGACUCUCUUUAAUAAAUGCAUUUUCUGAAUAUGAUAGAGUAUUCGAUGAUUAAAAAGCAAAAAAUGUUGAAGAUAUGGAGACCUUUGAUAAUGAUAAAAAAGAAGAUGAAAUAGGUUAAGUAUAAAGAUAUUUUAUAAUGGAGUGA